UCACAGUAAUCUCGCCGUAAUCAAAUGGUUGCAAAGUUUGUGGUUUUAUAGGUUCUCAAAGGCCAAGGCAACUACAUAUUUUGCAAAGUUGUCAAAUGUUUGGAUUUUAGAAGAUUUAUGUGGUAACUCUUCUUGAUUAAGUGAAGGUUUUGAUUCAAUUGUGUUUUAAAUGGAUUUAACGUCCACUUCAUCUGGAAUUGGUGAUAUUCAUUCGACUGGAGCAUCUGGAAGUGAACCAUUGACUUCAUCUGAUAGUUCUCAAUGUUGCCACCCUGACAUUAAGAAAUCAUGGGACACUUUAGUAUUUCAUUCUAUUAAAGAGGUUGAAGAUUUCUAUGGUCAGUAUGCAUAUAAAACUGGAUUUUCAAUCAGGAGUAUGUUGAAGUCGAAGAAUAAUUCAAAGAAUAAGAAGUCGGAUAAGAUACAUUACAUACGUUAUGUUUGUAACAAAGAAGGUUUUAAGAAAGGAAGUUUGCUUAAUCCGAACAACAAGCCAAGAUCAGACAGUCCGGUUGUUAUUGAAUUUGAAAAAGUGAAAGAGAGACCGGAGGAAAGGAUUGGUUGUAAAGCUGGAAUAUAUCUGAAGUUGGAUGAAGCAUUGAAUGUUUAUAAGAUAUAUAGAUGGGAAGGGACACACUGUUAUCCACUACAUAGAAAAGAGCAUCACUGUUACCUCAGAUCAUUCCGAGAAGUAAAUGAAGUUCAAGGACAGCUUGCUUUAAUUAAUUCUAAAGCUGGAAUGUCGAUGAGGACGUCUUAUGAAGUCAUGGGUUAAGGAGUUUGAGGCACGGGGAAUCUCCCAUUUCGGUUUUCGGACUUAAAGAAUUAUUUGAUGACAAUUCGUUCAAAGGAGAUGAUGAGGGGUGAAGCAACUGUAAUUCAAGAGUUUUUUAGGAAUGAAGCUAUGUCGAAACCAUCUUUUUAUUAUGAUAUGCAAGUUGAUGCUGCAGAAGACAUAGCUAGCAUUUUUUGGGCAGAUGGAAUUAUGCAACUGGAUUAUUCUUUAUUUGGCGAUGUCAUCAGUUUCGAUACAACGUACCGAACAAACAAUCAAUAUCGUCCAUUAGCCGCCUUUCUUGGUUUUGACAAUCAUCGCAAGAGUGUCUUAUUUGGUGCUGCCUUACUGUAUGAUGAGACAGCUGCUACUUUUGAUUGGUUAUUUACCACAUUCUUGAAGUGCAUGUCUAAUAAGAAACCACAGACGAUAUAUACAGACCAGGCUACUGCGUUGUUGAAGUCAGUUCCGAAUAUUUUUCAAGGUGUUUUCCAUGGUCUUUGUUCGUGGCACAUGUCAGAGAAUGCAAAGAAAAAUCUUGGUACUCGUGCGAACAGUUCCUUUUUUGAUGAGGUAACUAAUUUGAUUUUAAAUGUAGAAGACGAAUCAGAUUUUGACUAUAAUUGGGAUCGGAUGAUGAAAAAUUGUUUUGAUGGAAGGCCUAUUUCAUAUUGGACAUGGCUUAUCCAGACUCAUAGGAAUCGUAUGUGUUGAAGCAAAAUCCUUUUU
Molecule: messenger RNA, 1504 nt
Organism: Trifolium pratense (red clover)
Lineage: Eukaryota; Viridiplantae; Streptophyta; Magnoliopsida; Fabales; Fabaceae
Product: protein FAR1-RELATED SEQUENCE 5-like
Exons: 4
Coding region: 833-1489 (218 amino acids)
Biological process (GO): regulation of DNA-templated transcription
Source: RefSeq, a predicted model, not a curated record